Petromyzon marinus (sea lamprey) is the source of this 6238-nucleotide messenger RNA. Its product is annotated as interferon-induced very large GTPase 1-like. Lineage: Eukaryota; Metazoa; Chordata; Hyperoartia; Petromyzontiformes; Petromyzontidae. The record is from RefSeq and is a predicted model, not a curated record. Gene Ontology annotation, molecular function: GTP binding.
UGAUUGGACUGUGGGGAGGUUGAGGGGGCAAUAAGUAGAGGGUCCAGAGAAUAGAGUCAGUGUGCCCAGGUAUGGGCCACUGAAGGCUUGGCUUUAGAGGUUGAAUUCAGAGCCACAGCAUUGCCUCGUUUUUCAAGAUGGAAGGUGGCUGUAAGAGAAAACUAAAGGAUGGUGCCAACGCACAGGAGACAAAACCACACAGUCCCAGCCCUGGAAGGGACAAAGACUCAGCGGAUAUCAGAAGGCCACUACCAAGGAGCUGUGAAGACCAAGGAGGAGAUGGCUCAUUCCGUCCACGCCGUGCAAAUGCUGAUUCACAAGCAUCAAAAACCAUUGAUGCUGAAAGAAAGAAGGAUUUCAAUGCCAUGUUAAGUGAUUUGGGUUUAAAAAAGUUCUACCCACAUAAAAUGACACUAAACUCAGUUUUAAAAAUAACUAGCGCUGCUCUUAUUAACAAAAAACCCACAUCUUUGAAAGAAAUCCCCAUGCAUUUCCUAUACAAUGUAAUGAGGGCAAACAUUAAAUCUAGAAACACUGAAUUUAGUUCAAGUGAAGAAACCACACCUGUAGAUCCUUCCAAUACAGAUGAUAAAGAUCAGUUUAGUCUGGUUAGCAUGCUUGAUCCAGUUGUGCACUCUAUUAGCAUUCUGGACUUGAUAACUGCAGUGUUCCUCUGCUCAGACAGCCUCUUGCAGCAAAUGCUCAUGGUCAAUAUGUCUUUGUGUAAGUUCUCGUUGCCUCUCUUGCUGCCCGAUGUAAGUCAAGGUAGCAUCACAUUCCUGCUCUGGGCCAUGAGGAUGGUGGUUCACAAAUGGAGACCGCACUCUAAAAUGGAAAGUAAAGGCUACACGGAGGAGCCGAUGGUCACUACAGCAGUGCCCAUGAUCUCAUUCGUGCGCAUUGGGGAGUGCAGGUUCUCCAAAUCAUCGAUCAUCAACUCUAUCAUCAGUGAUGAGAAACAUGAUUUCUUUGUUCAUCGAGACAUGGAAUGUGGAAACUUUCCCCGAAGGAUUUCCAAUGGCCUUGUGGAGGUUUUAUUUCACCUUCCAUGCGGGAAAACAAAUGUGGAUGUAUUCCCAGAAAUAUUUGCGGUGUCAAAUCUACGUGGCGAUGUGCACGAUAGCCCGGCUCAGUUCCAGUUUCUUAAAUCGGACUCAGCUGCGGUGUUCGUUGUUGUGGAAAACAUUGGGGAAAGAGAAUGUGACUUUAUAACCUCGAGCUUCGAUCCACAAUCGAACGUCUUUCUUGUGAUUCACCCCGAUGAGCAACAUCGCAGCCAAACCGAAGAGAGUGUGAGGUUUCUUUUAACCGAAUUGAAAUUAAAAAAGGAAAACGUACAUGUCUUUGGAAAUCAGAAUCAAAUAGUAUUUCUCAAAAGUAUCAAAAGCAGCAUCAGAAAUUUACUGAACAACAGCCAGCCAUUGAAAACUUUAGAAAACCUGUCUCAACCGGCUAAACAAUUAGGCAUUGAGAUUGAUGGAGAUAACAAUGGCUCUGGGAUAAUCACAAAUAGGGCCGACUUGAUUAUCAAUGAGAUUAAAACGACAGAUAUGGAAUCAAUUAAAGCGAUGCUACCUGCUCAAGGAAUUUUUUGGCAGGAUUGGUCAAGAAACGACAAAGAGAUGAAUCGCCUGAAGCACAGGGGAGAUAAGGAUAUCAAUGAGUAUAUUGCACAACUGAAAGAAGAUAAAAUACACAUACGAAAACGACAGUCAGAAAGUCAUAUUUCUGAGAUUGUUCACUCAUUCAUCUCAGCAUGCCUUGAACUUCCUAUAGAAAGAUUCACGGUGUUCCUGUAUUGGAUGAAGGCGAAACUGGAUGCAUUGUCACACGAAAUCCUCACGCCUUUAGAAGACACAUUCAAGCAGCUCUGCCUUGAUCCAAACCAUGACAAAGAAGAGCUCAAACAAACCAGCAAAAAGAUCGCUUGCUCCUCAUUGGGUCUGGAGCACUUCAUGCGCGAGCUUGGCCAGAUCUACGAGGCUUCCAAAGCGAGCAGAAGCAAUCCUCAAUUCCUGAAGUUUCCAUCGGUCAUGGCUCAGUUGCUCAUAAAUGGCUUUCCCAUGGAGCUCCUGGAUGGAGACACUGGCUGCAUUCCCAUCGACUGGGUGACGGACGUACUUACUGAAGUGCGGACCCAGCUGGGCGGCGACCCCCGUGUCUUCGUCCUGUCAGUGCUGGGGGUGCAGAGCUCGGGGAAGUCCACGCUCCUCAACAUCAUGUUCGGCCUGCAGUUUGCUGUGAGCAGUGGUCGAUGCACACGUGGUGCUUUCAUGCAGCUCAUCCACAUUGACGACAAAUUAAAGCGAGAGCUCGGUUUCGACUUCCUUCUGGUGAUCGACACGGAAGGGCUGAAAGCUCAGCAGCUUGCGACUCUCGAUGACAGCUGUGAGCAUGAUAAUGAGCUGGCCACGGUGGUGAUUGCUCUGAGCGACGUUGCUAUUAUUAACUUGGCCAUGGAAAACGCGGCACCAAUUAAUGACACAUUGUACGUUGUUGUUCAUUCUUUAAUAAGAAUGAGAGAGGCUGGCAAAAAGCCAAACUGUCUCUUCAUUCAUCAAAAUGCUGGAUGCGUGUCUGCACGAGACAAAAAUAUGAACGAUCAGAAACAUCUCCUGGAUCAACUGGAUAGGAUCACGAAAGCAGCAGGGAAGAUGGAGCACAAAGCCAUGUACUACAAAAAAUUUACUGACGUCAUAGCACACGAUAUGAACAAGGACAUCUGGUUCAUUCCUGGACUUUGGAAUGGCUGUUCUGCUAUGGCCCCUGUUAGUUACGGAUAUACCGAACACGUGUUGGAACUUAAGGCAUACAUCUUUGAGAAAUUAAAAGAGAGAAAAGGGUUGCUGAAACCUUGCAGCUUACCUGAGUUUGGCCAGUGGAUAUCAACGGUAUGGGACUCGGUGAAAAAGGAAACGCUAAUUUUUAGCUUCAGAAACAUCUUGGUCAUAGAGGCCUACACCAAACUGUGUAUAACGUAUGCAGAUUGGGAGUGGAAAUUUCGUAGCAAGUUCAUUGCCUGGACACAGUGUGCACAGAAUACCAUAAUGAAUGCAGCACCAGACAAGCUCCAUGAUGUGCAUGAGAGGUUACAAGAGAAAGGAAAGGAAGAAGUCGACGUCCACGAAUCUCUGCUAUUACAGAACAUAGAGGAUUUGUUUUCAAAACAAUCUGAAGAUGCUCACCUCAUCGUGAAGUACAAAGAAGACUAUAAAGCUAGUGCUCAGCAUCUUGCUAAAGAAAUAUUAAAGGAAAUGCUUGAAAAGUGUAAAGAGACUGUCUGCAAAAAAGAAUGUUUCCGAGCUCUGGACACUUUGCAGAUUCAAGACAGUAAAAAUAUAUCCCAACGUGUGAAUGAUCUGCUGGAGAGGUGCAAGCGUAGUGGAACUCAUUUGUCCAAAAAAGAAAUUGACAAGGAAUUUCAAGAUAUGUGGUCCCAAACGGUCUCAGAUAUUCCACAAAUACCAGAUACAAAGCGCAAUGUGAAAAAUGAUAUGGAAAAAAAACUCCGCCAAAAUACACAUCUGAACGAAGGAUUGGUCAAUGAAAAGUUACGUGAUUCGUCCAUCUUCAGUGCACCAAAGCAUUCAUUCAAUGUGAAACAUGAGCACAUAGCAGGGUGGUUUUAUAAAAGUAAAGUAUCUCAACUAAUCCCCAAUGCACCAGUGGUAUUAACCAAUUUGUCACAGGACAUCAUUAAUGAAUGUAGAAAAUUAAUAGACAGCCAAACAAGAUCCGAUAAUGAUUACUUUCCAACUUAUUGGGAUGAACUUUUUGCAACCAUAGAUUGUUUGCUGAAGAAAGCAACUGAUCAUAAAAUACCUUAUGGUAAACACUUCGAAAUUGACAUUAAGGUGCAUAUUUGUGCCAUUGCCAUUGGUCGAUUUACGCAACAACAUGACCGUUUUAUUGACCAAAACAAUACAAGGAAACGUAUUGAUUCAAUGAAAGAUGACUGUUUCCGUAUAUUUGCGGAAUUGUAUAACAUUAGAGAUGGAGCACAAAAAAGUGCGACGGUCUUUUGCAAUCAAUGCCUCAAGCCAGCUUUAAUGCAAGUUAUAUACCAACGACUAGGUCCAAAAAUUGUCGAAGACAUGAAAAGAACAUGUACAAUUUUUUUUAGUCGUAAAAACCUGCAAAAGUUUCUGCUUUCCGAUCUACUGGAAAAAGAUGAAUUCAACUUAUAUACCCAAUUUCUAGAUGACUAUAAAUCCUUUACAACACUCUGGAUAAAGAAACUUGUAAUCAACCACUGCAAAGAAAAUAUUAUAUCUCUGUUAAAUUAUAUAUUUAAGGAAAUUGUAGAAAAGGCAAAGAAAGCUGUUUCAUCUCUUUUACACAAACCUAGUCCUGUAAAAGUGUCCGAUCUUUUGGAGAAGCUGCAAGAAUCCCUGGCGGGGGAUAUUGUGAUGCAAAAGUACGCGAUUGGCAUCAUCGGCACAAGUAAGCUACACGACUCAAACAGUAUCAAACUUUUUUGCAACGAAAUGAAUUCAGGGAUUGACCGAGUGAGUUUGGAAGUUAUUGAAUUUGCAAAGUUUUUUGAUGUUGAGAGCUUGUUGGAUAAACUGACCGUGCGGCCACAUGAAGAGCUUUUUAAGUUGUUGGCUGGAUGCGGUAACACCUGCCCCCUGUGCAAGGCACCAUGCGACCAGGGUGGUCGCGACCACAGAGAACAUCAGGCGAUAUUGCACUACCCUCAAGGACUCUGUGGCCAAACGUGGAACCCGCCCGACAAGCUGUCAGUUGAUGUGUGCACCACCUCUGUGUCAAAGAGAGUCUUAUUCUUUUUCAAAGUAAAUCGAUUUGCUAAUAUGGACACAAAGGGUAAAUAUGUUCGUUACACAGACUACCGCACUGUGAAUAAAUACUAUGCCUCUUGGAACAUUCCUGAAGACCUCAAAUUGGAGGCCCCACUAUUCUGGAAGUUCGUGUUCAACAGAUUCAAUGAAGAGUUCGCUAAGCGUGGAAAUGCCCAACCGGCAGAAAUACCAAGAAAAUGGAAAUGUAUUACCAAGCAGCAAGUGGAACUCGAUUUGCAACAAAUGUACGGCUUCAUAGAAAUCAGUGAAUGAAAGAAAUAUCGACUGUGAUAUGCAGCAUAAUUUAUGAACACAUAAUGUCACAUCAAGGAUACUCGUCUUUCAAAAUCAAAAUAAUGUCAUUCACAAUAGUAUGAAUGGCUUUGUGUAGCUUAGGCAGUUUAUUUUAUCAAACGCAUCUAAUUUGGAGAGGAAAAAACUCCUACUUGAGUAAAGAUAUAUUUCUCACAUCUCAUCGUAUUGCUCCUUGAACCAUGGCAUGUAUUUGAUUCAGUGGUUCGCGUAAAUAAACACGUGGUGUAGAAAACAUCAUAAACACAGACAUCUACACAAAGGAUUUGCAAUAAAUGGAUUAACUGGAUUCAAAUCGAAAUCCACACUAUCUACAUGCAUCAGAUCUAGAGCGUGGAAACAAAGUCCCUUUGCAACAUGCACCCUGCAGCGAGAUGGUUCUCUAGUGCAUUAUGCCCUCGCAAUUUGAAUCAUGAACUCGGAGGAUCGAUUUGUGGUCUGAUCUGAUGUGGCUAUCCCUGAAGCCCAGACCUGCCAAUAACAUGGAGAACACAGGCAGACCUCGCCUAACACGUGGUAACUUUCAUGGGAAAUUCCAUAUUGGGCAAACCGUGUUCGACAAAAAAUAGACCUAUCGGAAAUAUAGGGUUGCGUUCUUGGGUCCGAAAUGAUCAUUCCCUUUUUUUACGAAUUCUACAUGAUUUCCCCCAUCUCUAUUCCUCUUCCUGCACCGCGAAACUCACGCCCAAAAGUCGCCCCGGUCACAGAAUUUCCAGCCCAACGCUUGCCCCUAAAGGUUUCUCAAUCGUUAAUAAUUCACCAUCUAGGCAUCCUCAACGAGUGGACAGCUAGAUGCAUGCGGCACAAAAACAAACAAAUACAUGGUAAAUACAUCGUUUCAGUCGAUGUAUUCACACCUUCCAAUGGAUGUAGCACUCUCAUGGCACUACUUUUCCACGCGGAGAUGAGAAUAUUAGCAGCGUCAAACCUCAAAAUGUCAAUACAUCACCCCCGCGUUCUGGAAAACAGACUCAUGAGAUAAACCGUGUAGAGCCGAAACAUGCGUUUGAUAAAGUUGCUUUGAUUAAGGUUGUCCUGUAUUAUUAAUCUUGCUUUUAAAGUCUCAGGAGGGGUCAUCCCUCACAUGGAUUACUGCAUGGAUUGUGGAGCGGCAGACGGAGAGA